AUGGCUCACCACAAGCACGCGCCGCUGCUGCGCGGGAAGUUUACAGACAUCAAACAAUGGUCUGCCACAUCACAAAAGCCAGCCAGGAAAAUGCCGGUGAUCGGGAAGGUCGCUUUGUUGUGCACAUCUGCGAUGGGAAUACAUCUGGCAUGCUCCGCUUCGCAUACGUUCCUCGGCGUCUUCAGGCCAAACACAUGGAAGGCGAGUUCGCACCAGUUGUCGUCGGGCAUCGCAGUACCAAUUUUCCCUUCGAACUACUCGUGUAUACCGGAUCAAGCCUGCUGGCCGUCCGAGAGUCAAUGGUCCGCUUUCAACCAGAGUAUCGAUGGCAACCUCCGGUUGACCGUGCCGUGGGCUUCAGUAUGCUACUCGGAACCAUCAAGCAAGCAAUGUCAACGGAUUAGACAUGGCUACAUGGACGGCGCCUCUCGAACUGCACAGUAUGGAGCGAUGGAGUUCCUCGACUGGGAGACAUGCGGACAGUCGCACUGCUAUCUUGACUCAUUGCAUCCUUCGUCCCCUGCAUCAGGUUUAUGUGGACUUGGACGACUAUCAACAUACUAUGUUGAGGCCCACUCGGCAGAAGACAUCAGCAAGACACUGAACUUCGUCCGCCAGCACGGUAUCCGAGUCUCGAUCAAGAACACAGGCCAUGACUACUUCGGGCGAUCAAGUGCGGCGAACUCACUUGGCAUCUGGACACACAAUAUGAAGGAUAUAAAGUACCACAAGACCUUUCAAACACAAGACUGCAAGGCGCAGUAUGAGAACAUUGGUGAAAUUGGUGCUGGUGUUCAAGCACAAGAAGCUUGGGAAUUCUUUGAACCUCUUGACAUGCUCGUCACGGUCGGCGCUGUCGGCUCCGUGGGUAUUGCUGGAGGCUUCGGUCAGGGAGGCGGCCAUGGUCCGCUUGGUCCCACUUAUGGCCUCAUGGUCGAUCAGGCAGUCGAGUUCGAUGUCGUGACAGCUGAUGGCCAGAAGCGGACCAUCAACGAGUGUACUGACCCAGACCUCUUCUGGGCCAUCCGGGGAGGUGGAGGUGGUAAUUAUGCCGUCUUAAUCACAUACAAGUUUCAGCUCCAUCGGGCGGUGCCGCUUAACGUACACUUCUUCCAGGCCUACUGGCCCAAGCCUACGGAUAUUACCGAGUCAAAGAUCCACCGCGACAUCAUCAGCGCACUGGCGUCGAAUCAGACAUUCUUCUCACAGAUCGGCAUUGCGGGCUACAACUUCAUACUGCCCGACCACAUGGUGUCUUUGCACAUCGUGCCCUCGACCGACACCUCAGUCCUCAAGACUGUGUCAAGGCAGUACUACGACUUCCUUGACGCCUAUCCCGGCAUCAAAGUCUACAACAACUCCUACCACACCUUCUCCAAAUUCUCCGAAUGGCACGCCUUCACCGAACAACCCUGCAUCGCGCGCAACGGCCCUGUUGGCCUCGGGCUAUCAGAAUCCGGCCGCUUCAUCCCCCGAAACCUCUUUAACACGCCUCAGGAUAUCUCCAAACUGAUCUCCGCGGUCCUUACUGCCAUGCAAUUCUCAUACACCAACCGCGGCGGCGGCAGCGCACAACUCUACUCCACCGGCCCCGCUAACCACCCCGACGGCAGCGCAACCUCCGCACAUCCACUGUGGCGCGAGAGCCUAUGGGAAGUCAUCAUGGGCGGGGGCUGGACAGCGUCCAACACCCCCGCGCAGCGCACGCAGAUGCAGAACUCGAUCAGCGCGUCGAUACAGCCGUUGAAAACGCUGACGCCCGAGGGGGGGUGCUAUGUCAACGAGGGAGAUUGGAUGGAGGAGAACUGGCAGCAGACUUUCUUUGGAAGUAACUACGACAGGUUGCUGGAGGUCAAGAAGCAAUACGACCCUACGGAGCCGAUGAGCGCUCGUGAUCUACAUGGCAACCCAGAAAAGAAGUACAAGCAGAGACUGCAAUGGUUCUGCGACGAAGUCGAGUUUCUCGGGCACGAAUAUAGGGCAAGAGAAGAGGCGGCAGCGGUCAUUCUCGGAGGCGACCUUGUAAAGUCGAGAUCAAAGAUCAUGAAGCUGAAAGUGAGGAAGACGGACCUUUCUGCGGUCAGAGCAAGAGAGAAUGGUGGCAUGUGUAAAGACUUCUAG
Messenger RNA from Didymella exigua CBS 183.55, 2121 nucleotides. RefSeq lists its product as uncharacterized. The transcript has 2 exons. Bases 1 to 2121 code for a protein of 706 amino acids. NCBI's taxonomy places the organism in Eukaryota, Fungi, Ascomycota, Dothideomycetes, Pleosporales, Didymellaceae. Gene Ontology annotation, molecular function: oxidoreductase activity; FAD binding. The record is from RefSeq and is a predicted model, not a curated record.